CACGCGCACACAUAGCUCCCUCGCACAAAGGCAACCUUAAAAAGGUGGUAGGACAGAACAAACAACUACGAAAAACAAUGCGUCGACACAAUUAUUUUAAAUUGGUUAAAUAGCUACAUUUUAUGUUUUUAACCGAAACACAUUGCUCCUUGUUUGGAAGUCACCCGAUAGAGACUUCUCCUUAAAAAAACUCAGUUACCCAUAAACGGCUUGAUCUGCUGAAAGUCAGCUGACUCCUCACAUGACAGAGUUUUUACGAUUUCAGCAUUGAAGCACCGAUGAUUAGUUAGCAGCGUGAAAACUGUUCGAAAUUGUCAGGUUUGUUUGGUGGAUUCACAUAAUUUAAAUAUACGUAAAGUCGAUUUACAUGGACGUCUGUUGGGUCUGGUUCUGAGACCCUGCAAACUGAACAAUAACUAUAGGAUCUUACCACAGGACUCCAGCUGCAUUCUGGACAAACUGGAGCUUGUUUAUGCUCCUACUGGAAAAUCCAGACAGUAAAGCAUUACAGUAAUCCAACCUAUAGCUCUCUGCCCGAUUGGUGGACUGAGUGUUAGUCAUCUUUGUCGCCAGUUGAUCAUGGGGAUGCACCUGAAAUGGGAGGAGUCCUAUCUUUAAACCCUAGGGAGGACGAACAGGUCAGCAAGUGUGGGCGCAUACAAAACCCUCCCAAAGAUUUUCUCUGUCUAGACAAACGAGCAGUCACCUGCUAUCUUUGUGCUUUUCAGGGUGCUGUAAAGAAAGGAUAUCACACCAAGAUGAGGCCAGAAAUCAAAUCACUGUUAAACAUAAUUGUAUUGGGUCUUAGCUUUAUGUUAAUGUUCACUGCCUUCCAGACCUGUGGAAACAUUGAACAAACUGUGAUUAGAAGUUAUAAUAGCACGGAAUUCCAUGGAAGUGGGUACACAAGCAUGGCUAUUAUCUAUGGAGUUUUCUCUGCAUCAAACUUAAUUGCCCCUUCAGUGGUAGCUGUCAUUGGACCUCAGUUGUCACUAUUUUUCAGUGGACUAAUUUAUAGUGGAUACAUUGCUAUGUUUAUUCACCCCUUUACCUGGAGUUUCUACACUGCUUCAGUCUUGGUUGGAAUUGCAGCUGCAGUGCUGUGGACAGCUCAGGGGAAUCUUCUCACCAUCAAUUCCAGUGACUCUUCCAUUGGACGGAACAGUGGGAUAUUCUGGGCUUUGCUUCAGUUUAGCUUGUUCUUUGGCAAUCUAUACAUUUAUGUUGAAUGGCAAGGGAAGGUUCACAUAUCAGAUAAAGACCGGCAGACAGUGUUCAUCUCACUCACCAUCAUCAGUCUGGUUGGAAACUUCCUUUUCUUCCUCAUUCAGCGACCUGUAACAGUUGUGCUGUCUGACAGAUCUGAAUCACCACUGCCUGGAGACGCUUGUGAAAGCGACUCAGUUGUGAUAGCACCCCAGGGUCUAGGUGCUCAGGCACUGGUGGCAUUCAAGAAAUCCAUUCAGCUGGCCAUGACCAAAGAAAUGUUGCUGCUAAGCAUAUCCAUCGCAUACACAGGGCUGGAACUGACUUUUUACAGUGGUGUUUAUGGGACAUGUGUUGGAGCCAUGACUCGCUUUGGUGAUGAUGCCAAAAGUCUAAUUGGCCUUGCUGGAAUUUUUAUUGGUGUUGGCGAAAUACUUGGUGGGUCUGUGUUUGGAAUGCUGAACCAGUGCAAGUAUGGAAGGAACCCUGUGGUGUUUUUGGGAUUGGUCACCCAUAUUUUGGCCUUCUACCUAAUAUUCCUGAACAUAGCCAGUGAUGCUCCCUUGGCCCCAGAGGAGGGCACACAACUGCAAGGCUUCAUCACUCCCAGCAUCGGGUUGGCAUUGUUCUGCAGUUUUCUGCUUGGGCUCGGUGAUAGCUGUUUCAACACACAACUGCUGAGCAUUGUGGGAUUUAUAUUUCGUGAAGACAGUGCCCCAGCAUUUGCUGUUUUCAAGUUUGUACAGUCCAUUGCUGCAGCCCUAGCCUUCUUCUACAGUAAUUAUCUCCAGCUAUACUGGCAACUGCUCAUUAUGGUACUGGUGGGCUUUACUGGCACCCUUUCUUUCUUUGUGGCUGAAUGGAGGGUGGUCAACUGCGGACGAAACUCAGAUUAUGACAGCAUCUAAUGCCUGGAGUCAGAGAGAAUUUGGAACCAGAAGACUUCCUUUGUGCCCUCCUUUUCAGCUUUUCCUGCAUCUUGCUGAAUCCCCAGGACUGGUGUGGAAUGAGUAGUACUGCAGAAUGUUGUGUUGUUCUCUUUUUUGGCUCACUCAUCUCUCUGAAAUGUGUCUUUUUUGUCUCUUUUUAAUACUCAAUAUAUAAGCCAUUAAAAUCACUGUUUGCUUUUGUGGUAAUUUAGUUCUAAUUUUAAAAGGGAGGGGUUGGUCGAGUGCACCACUCAAAAAUGUGAUACUACAUAAGCUGAAAAAUUAUUUCAGACAUAAUUCAAGCACUGUCGGGAAUUAUCAACAGAACCAGAUAAUGCUGUAUGACAAUUGCCUGAACACAAUCAAAUUGCAGCCUAGCAAUUCCUUAUAGAUAGAGGAAUUUCCAAAGAAUACCCUUUAAUUAUAUAUUUUAAUUAUAAUCCUCUCUCAAAAUCAAUAAGCUUCCAAUGCAAAAUUGCAUUGAGAAACAUUAAACCAUUAAAGUUUUA
Tachysurus fulvidraco (yellow catfish) is the source of this 2644-nucleotide messenger RNA. It is a transcript of the gene mfsd11, whose product is annotated as major facilitator superfamily domain containing 11. Bases 597 to 2114 code for a protein of 505 amino acids. Lineage: Eukaryota; Metazoa; Chordata; Actinopteri; Siluriformes; Bagridae. The record is from RefSeq and is a predicted model, not a curated record. The transcript is spliced from 17 exons.